AAGGAGACAACCAUGAAUGAGCCACUGGAUGGUUUGGAUGGUUUAGCAAACGCUUCUGAUUUCCCCGAUUAUGCAGCUGCUUUUGGAAAUUGCACUGAUGAAAAAAUCUCCCUCAAGAUGCACUACCUCCCUGUUAUCUAUGGCAUCAUCUUUCUCGUGGGCUUCCCGGGGAACGCAGUAGCCAUCUCCACUUACAUUUUCAAGAUGCGGCCCUGGAGAAGCAGCACCAUCAUCAUGCUGAACCUGGCCUGCACCGACCUGCUAUACCUAACCAGCCUCCCUUUCCUCAUCCACUACUACGCCAGCGGGGAAAACUGGAUCUUUGGGGAGUUCAUGUGCAAGUUCAUCCGCUUCGGCUUCCAUUUCAACCUGUACAGCAGCAUCCUCUUGCUCACCUGUUUCAGCAUCUUCCGCUACAUCGUGAUCAUCCACCCAAUGAGCUGCUUUUCCAUCCACAAGACUCGGUGGACGGUGGUAGCCUGUGCGGUGGUGUGGAUCAUUUCGCUGGUGGCGGUCAUGCCCAUGACCUUCCUGAUUACAUCAACUAACAUGACCAAUCGAUCCACCUGUCUUGACCUCACCAGUUCAGAAGACCUCACCACUAUCAAAUGGUACAAUCUCAUUUUGACUGCCACCACCUUCUGCCUCCCCUUGGUGAUCGUGACACUUUGCUACACGACAAUUAUCAACACCCUAACUCACGGACCUCAGACUCAGAGCUGCCUCAAACAGAAAGCUCGCAGGCUGACCAUACUGCUCCUGCUCGUAUUUUAUAUAUGUUUUUUACCAUUCCAUGUCUUGAGGGUCAUUCGGAUUGAAUCUCGCCUGCUUUCCAUCAGCUGCUCCAUCGAGAAUCAGAUCCAUGAAGCUUACAUUGUUUCUAGACCCUUGGCUGCUCUGAACACAUUUGGUAACCUGUUACUCUACGUGGUGGUCAGCAACAACUUCCAGCAGGCCAUCUGCUCAAUAGUGAGGUGCAAAGAAAGUGGGGACCUUGAGCAAGCAAAGAAAGUCAGUUGUUCAAAUAACCCUUGAGAUACUUCAGAUACUCAACCAAAAAUAAAAUCCUAUUGAUAAUU
Molecule: messenger RNA, 1079 nt
Organism: Urocitellus parryii (Arctic ground squirrel)
Lineage: Eukaryota; Metazoa; Chordata; Mammalia; Rodentia; Sciuridae
Gene: Oxgr1
Product: oxoglutarate receptor 1
Biological process (GO): G protein-coupled receptor signaling pathway
Cellular component (GO): plasma membrane
Molecular function (GO): G protein-coupled receptor activity
Source: RefSeq, a predicted model, not a curated record